CUGGCUGUCACAGGACAGUGGCUCAGCCCUGCUACCAGGAGUCCUGCCAAGCCUCAGCUUCUCCAGCUGGAUGGGAAUCUUCACUUCAACUGGGUUGCCACAAGGGUCACUAGGAGGGCCCCUCCAUGGGACCACGGCUGUGGCCAUGCUGCUGUUCCUCCACUCUGCCCUGCUCCCUUCCUGCUCCCCUAGCUGGGCCCAGAAGAACUGGGGAGCAGCAUCUAGGGAGACUCUGUAGGCCCUGCAAGCCCCCAGUCCCACCCCCAGCUCUGACUCCUACAGCUGUAUCUUUAGUGAGAGGGAUUUAUCAGGUCCAUGGCAUGGGCUCCAGGAUCCUCACUUCUCCUUCCCAGGGCCUCAGCCUGAACUUGGUGCCCUCCAAGGGGGCAGGGCUUCAGCACUAAUCCCAAGGAGAGGCUAGCGUUCAUCUGGAAAAACAGAACUUCCCUCCUGACCCCCCACUGAAUGGGAGGACGCCAAAGUUGUCAGUGUAGUUAUCUGGGGAGAAAGAGUUCCAGUAGAGGCCAGAGUGGGCCAGCCUGGAUGAAAGGAGUUGAGGCUGGAAUAGAGGAGAAAAUGAAAAUGCAUUGUUUUUUUCCCCGUAAGGCAGACAUGGCCAUCUUCCUUCAGGAUGCUAGGUGGGGAACUCUGGCCCCAUGACUUGGAGGGCUGGGGUGACGGUUAGAGCAGUCAUCAGGAAGGGGGAGCUCAGAGUACCCCAGGACCUAAGGAGUUAAUGGAGGCGGCGAGCCCCCCAGCGCCCCUGUGAUUGGUGCGGGCAUGCUGGGACUUGCAGGCUGGCUGACCAGCGUGUGGCGCACAGGCUCCUGGGAAACGUAGUCACUAGCCGGCCAGGGCCGCGGUGUCCUACGUCCUCAGCGGUGACAGCUCAGGAGGGCGUGUCUGCUCAGCAGGGACCAGCAUGGACCAGUCUGUGGCUAUCCAGGAGACCCUGGCUGAGGGGGAAUAUUGCAUCAUCGCAGUUCAAGGUGUGCUGUGUGAGGGAGACAGCAGGCAGAGCCGUCUCCUGGGACUCGUGCGCCACCGCCUGAAACAUGGUGGCCAGGAACAUGCUCUCUUCCUGUACACGCACCGGAGGAUGGCCAUUACCGGGGACGAUGUCUCUUUGGACCAGAUAGUGCCGGUCUCACGGGAUUUCACGCUGGAAGAAGUGUCCCUGGAUGGUGAACUCUACAUUCUUGGCUCAGAUGUGACUGUCCAGCUGGACACCGCGGAGCUCAGCCUCGUAUUCCAGCUACCUUUUGGUUCACACACCAGGAUGUUCCUCCAAGAAGUUGCCAGCGCCUGUCCAGGUUUCGACUCGGCGACCCCGGAUCCUGAAUUCCUGUGGCUGUCUGUAUACAGGUGCACCCGGCUGGAGCCCGAUCCGCCCACGCCGCUUGGUUGGAACUCUGCCCCGGGCCCCCGGCCGCCAUGCGCCGGAAUUGGCGGAGGCAGGUAUCCGUCUCGAAAGGGGUGGUGGAGAUUGGAGGAAGUGCGGCUGCGGGGGCGGUCUCACUACUGUUGGGGGGGUGGGGCUAUGGAGAGUAUCGGCCUUCGAUUGGUGGAGGUGGCACGCGGGGGCGGGCCCUUCUGGGGGCGGAGCGGGCAGCGCGGGGGGCGGUGCGAGCGGCGUGAUGAAGAGCUUGAAGAAACUGGCUGGGAAAUGUCCGCCGCCUCCGGCUCUCGGGAGUGCGACUCUGCAGGUGUUUUUGACUUUGAUGAUUCAAGGUCAGAUGGGAAAGGCAUGCUUGUGGACCAAAGCUCUUGGAGUCAGGAUACAGCAGACAACUUGCUCACAAGACAGAAUAAAUCCAAGUCUGACAUCAUUAACAUGGUUCGCUCCUCCACUAUCACAGUAUCAGACAAGGCUCAUAUUUUAUCAAUUCAGAAGUUCGGACUGCGAGAUACAAUAGUGAAAUCACAUCUGGUGCAGAGAGAAGAGGAUUAUACCUAUAUCCAGAACUUCAGGUUUUUUGUAGGAACGUACAAUGUGAAUGGCCAGUCCCCCAAAGAAUGCCUCCGGCCCUGGCUAAGCCAUGGCAUUGAGGCCCCAGAUGUGUACUGUGUAGGGUUCCAGGAGCUUGACCUGAGUAAGGAGGCCUUUUUCUUCCAUGAUACCCCAAAGGAAGAAGAGUGGUUUAAAGCUGUAUCAGAAGGUCUUCAUCCAGAUGCCAAAUACGCAAAGGUGAAGCUCAUCCGACUGGUCGGGAUUAUGCUGCUGUUGUACGUCAAACAGGAACACGCGGCGCACAUCUCCGAGGUGGAAGCUGAGACCGUGGGGACAGGAAUCAUGGGGAGGAUGGGCAACAAGGGAGGAGUGGCCAUCAGGUUCCAGCUCCACAACACCAGCAUCUGUGUCGUGAACUCUCACCUGGCAGCCCACACAGAAGAGUGUGAGAGGAGGAACCAGGACUAUAAAGACAUCUGUUCUCGAAUGCAGUUUUGUCAGGCUGAUCCAAGCCUUCCCCCUCUCACCAUCAGCAAGCACGAUGUGAUCUUGUGGCUGGGGGACCUCAACUACAGGAUAGAAGAGCUGGAUGUGGAAACGGUGAAAAAGCUCAUCGAGGAGAAGGCCUUCCAGACGCUGUAUGCGUAUGAUCAGCUGAAAACUCAGGUCACGGCCAAGACUGUCUUCGAAGACUUCACUGAAGGCGAGCUCACGUUCCAGCCCACGUAUAAGUAUGAUACUGGCUCCGACGACUGGGACACCAGUGAGAAGUGUCGUGCUCCUGCCUGGUGUGACCGGGUCCUCUGGAAAGGGAAGAACAUCACUCAGCUGAGUUACCAGAGCCACAUGGCCCUGAAGACCAGUGACCACAAGCCUGUCAGCUCAGUGUUUGACAUUGGGGUGAAGGUGGUCAAUGAAGAACGUUACCGGAAGACUCUGGAGGAGAUUGUUCGCUCCCUGGAUAAGAUGGAAAAUGCCAACAUUCCUUCUGUGUUCCUUUCUAAGCGAGAGUUCUGUUUUCAGAAUGUGAAGUACAUGCAGUUACAAGUACAGUCCUUUAUAAUCCAUAAUGGACAAGUGCCGUGUCAGUUUGAGUUCAUCAACAAGCCUGACGAAGAGUCCUACUGUAAGCAGUGGCUGAAUGCCAACCCCAGCAGAGGCUUCCUCCUGCCAGAUUCUGCCAUUGAGAUCGAACUGGAGCUAUUUGUAAAUAAGACCACGGCUACAAAGCUCAACUCAGGUGAAGACAAAAUUGAAGACAUUCUGGUUUUGCACUUGGACAGGGGAAAGGAUUACUUUUUGUCAGUGACAGGGAACUACCUGCCCAGCUGUUUUGGAUCUCCCAUUCAUACACUGUGCUACAUGAGGGAGCCAAUCUUGGACCUGCCGCUUGAAACUAUUAGAGAGCUGACUCUGAUGCCACUACAGACUGAAGAUGAUGGGAUCCAGUUGGAGAACCCCAUGGGGAUCCCCAAAGAGCUCUGGAUGAUGGUUGAUUACCUGUACCAAAAUGCUAUCCAGCAGGAAGAUCUGUUUCAGCAGCCAGGCCUGAGGUCAGAAUUUGAGCAUAUCAGGGACUGUUUGGAUACUGGAAUGAUUGAUGCUCUCUCCGCCAACAAUCAUUCUGUGGCUGAAGCCCUGCUGCUUUUCCUGGAGAGCCUGCCAGAGCCUGUCAUCUGCUACAGCGCCUACCAUAACUGCUUGGAGUGUUCUGGCAGCUACACAGCAAGUAAACAGGUCAUUUCUACCCUCCCCACAUUCCACCAAAAUGUCUUCAACUACUUGAUGGCGUUUUUGCGAGAAUUACUGAAAAAAUCAGCAAAAAAUCAUUUGGAUGAGAAUAUUCUGGCUAGCAUAUUUGGCAGCUUACUGCUUCGAAACCCAGCUGGUCACCAAAAGCUUGACAUGGCAGAGAAGAAGAAGGCUCAAGAAUUUAUUCACCAGUUCCUCUGCAACUCACCCUGAGCCUAUCUCCUCUCCUAUUUUAUUUGAGGCAGCCAAUUACCAGCCCCACCUGUUUCAGAUCAAGAAGAUAUGAGGGUUCUUGGAAGCAAAAGCGGCAGCUGCCUGUUUUCCUGAGCCCAGACCCCCCCACCCCCCCGUGGCUGUCACACUCAUUGGUACUGUGAGUUGUGAAGACCUGGGGGAAUCCACCACAAUAAAACUGACAGUCAGUGUUCAGCUUUAGUUAUUUAACACAGAUCUAUUUUUAAAAAUUUUAAAGAUGUUUAAAUAACUGUACUUCUUGUGCUCACUCAGCCAGCCCGCCUCCAGGGCAUUGUCAGUGCCUUCCCUGUAGCCUGGGCCGAGCUCCCCAUGAUCAGAUAUUUGAACAAACUUUGGGGUCCUGAAGGGAGAAUGAAUUGGACAGCAAGAAUGCAAAUGGGAUCUGCUGGGUAAACAGGUCACAGCCACCCCAGAUGCUUCCAGUUCUCUAAGCGCAUGUGUAUAUGUAUAUACAAAGCCUACCCCCCUUCCUACUCAGAUGUGGCUCAACAGCUCUGGGGCUGGCACUCAGCCUCUGAGGGCAAUACAGUGGCUUGAAAAUGAAAAUACUGAAGAAAUUGGUGUUGUGGUGAAACAAAUGGGAUUUUCUGGGUCAGCAAAUCCUCUAAACUGUAUAUGAUGCAUCCCCUUUCUCAUGUGUAAUAUAUUUUAAUGAUAAAUGUAUUUUUAACAGUG
Prionailurus viverrinus (fishing cat) is the source of this 4633-nucleotide messenger RNA. RefSeq names its product inositol polyphosphate-5-phosphatase B (gene INPP5B). Gene Ontology annotation, cellular component: membrane; cytosol. The record is from RefSeq and is a predicted model, not a curated record. Gene Ontology annotation, molecular function: inositol-1,4,5-trisphosphate 5-phosphatase activity; phosphatidylinositol-4,5-bisphosphate 5-phosphatase activity. NCBI's taxonomy places the organism in Eukaryota, Metazoa, Chordata, Mammalia, Carnivora, Felidae. Gene Ontology annotation, biological process: signal transduction; phosphatidylinositol dephosphorylation.